AAAAACACAAUUCCUUUGGAACUGUGGAAGCAGACUCGAACAGUUCUUGCAGAUAAGAGGCGUUGGCGGGAGAGAAGUGGCCUGAAUAAACUCUGGAAAAUGGUAGGCGCGGCGACGGCGACACUCCGACCACGUAUCUUCUCAUCGGUUUCGGGAAACUGUUGCUAUAACCUAUCGGAACAACCUCUUCAUCGCAUCUUUCGGUAUAGCCCAGGUCAAAAACAUAUUACAAUGCAACAUCCAAGAUCAUUCAUAACAAAUCUCCUAUUCAACAAAAGAAAUAUAGAUGAAUUGGAAAAUGGCACACGCAAACCUUUGAGGCCAGGGAAAUUGUCUCCUCGCCGUCCUGUUCCAGAUCACAUACUAAAGCCACCUUAUGUUGCUUCUAAGAAGCCACCUGGAAUUGCAAGCGGGCCUGAAGUGCAUGAUGAAAAGGGUAUAGAAUAUAUGAGAGCAGCCGGGAGGCUUGCUGCACAGGUUCUUCAGUAUGCUGGGACAUUAGUCAAGCCAGGUAUCACAACAGAUGCAAUUGACCAAGAAGUUCACCAGAUGAUAAUUGACAAUGGAGCUUAUCCUUCACCUCUUGGGUAUAGUGGAUUUCCCAAGAGCGUGUGUACUUCAGUAAAUGAAUGCAUUUGCCAUGGAAUUCCUGAUUCACGUGAACUUGAGGAUGGCGAUAUUAUCAACAUAGAUGUCACUGUUUAUCUAAAUGGUUACCAUGGUGAUACGUCAGCAACAUAUUUUUGUGGUGAUGUUGAUGACAAAGCCAAAAAUCUUGUGCAGGUAACUAAAGAAAGCUUAUACAAGGCGAUAUCAGUAUGUGCACCAGGAGUGGAGUACAACAAAAUUGGCAAAAUCAUAAAUGCUCAUGCAGAUAAGCAUGGUUAUGGUGUUGUGCAACAGUUUGUCGGGCAUGGUGUUGGACGCCUUUUCCACAGCGAUCCAGUUAUUCUACACUACAGGAACAAUGAACGUGGACGCAUGAUGUUGAACCAGACAUUCACCAUCGAACCCAUGUUGACGAUGGGUAGUAUACACCCGAUAAUAUGGGAUGAUGAUUGGACCGUGGUGACGGAGGAUGGCAGUUUGUCGGCACAGUUCGAGCACACCCUUUUGAUCACUGAAAAUGGUGCUGAGAUUCUAACACAAUGUUAGAUUUGAGGUUCAUGCAUUGGUGUGGCUAAAAUCAAACACAAGAGCCAUUGGAACAUUUAUUUCUUUGUGGCCCAUUUGUAUUCUUUUCUCAUGUUUUAGAAACACAUUUUGUUUGAGGCUUAGAGGCUUUCUCAAAGUGAGCAUACUUGUAUGAGGUUUUGUUGUUAAAUUUUUACUUGUAAUACAAGAAAUGUGGUUUUCUAGAACCAUCGAGGAACC
Messenger RNA from Cynara cardunculus var. scolymus (artichoke), 1374 nucleotides. Its product is annotated as methionine aminopeptidase 1D, chloroplastic/mitochondrial. Gene Ontology annotation, molecular function: metalloaminopeptidase activity. Gene Ontology annotation, biological process: proteolysis. NCBI's taxonomy places the organism in Eukaryota, Viridiplantae, Streptophyta, Magnoliopsida, Asterales, Asteraceae. The transcript is spliced from 10 exons. The record is from RefSeq and is a predicted model, not a curated record. Bases 100 to 1155 code for a protein of 351 amino acids.